Messenger RNA from Kockovaella imperatae, 2294 nucleotides. Its product is annotated as cytoplasm protein. The record is from RefSeq and is a predicted model, not a curated record. The transcript is spliced from 8 exons. The coding region runs from base 299 to 1960 and encodes 553 amino acids. NCBI's taxonomy places the organism in Eukaryota, Fungi, Basidiomycota, Tremellomycetes, Tremellales, Cuniculitremaceae.
CCCCCCUUUGAUUCUUACCUGAUGCGGAGUUCGGUUUAAAAAAAAGCUACGUCACAAUCCUAGAUACAUUUGCCGCUUUUGGUAAAAAACUCCAAAGAGAGAGAUCACAUCCCAAGUGAUUGAACGCCUCCCGGGUAAGUCUAUAGUUCCCUCAAGUUGAGGCAACUUGACUACCCCAUUUCCCGCUGGGUCUCACCUCUCUUUCUCUCUCUCUCUCUCUUCCCACUUUCACCACUUGACUUCUCUCCAACCAUCUCAUCAACCAACUACUACUGCUCACACAGCACACACCUCGACCAUGUCACGAUUCGAUCAGCUCUCGCGGACAGAGUCGAGAGCCUCUACCAUCUCGAGGAACCAGAGCUUGAUCAAGAAGAACACUGCCCCUCAUGAGCUUAAACCUUCCGACAUUCUCAUCGAGCGAUUCACCGCUUGGAAGCAGAUUGUCAAGAUGCUCAUCUCCUACUUUGAGGGAGUCGCAGACAUUGAGGCCAACACGUCCAAGGAAUUGACCAAGCUUGGCGCCGUUAUCCAAGUCCCUUUCCGACCCGGAAAUCAAUUCUUGGGCGAGGGUGGAAUGCAGGACGUGUUCUACACCAUCAGAGACAAGACUCGAGUCAUCGCCGACUCUCACUCGUCUCUUGCUAGAACCAUUGAAUCCUCCAUCGUUCAGCACCUCCAGAAGCUCCGACAGGAGAUCAAGGCUCACCUCAAGAAUGUUCAGAACGACACUGGUAAGCUCGCCGCUUCCGUCGCCAAGGAGCGAGAGCUCUCCACCAAGGCCAUCAGCGACCUCGCCCGAGCUAUCAGUGCCGUCAACCACACGCCCAUGUCGGUCACUGCCAAGGAAGACCCCUUCGCCGUCAACAUGGCUGUGAACAAGCAGCUCCAGCGACAGGUCCAAGAGGAGAACGCUCUCCAAAAGUCCAUCGUCAUCAUGCAGCAAAACUCUGCUCACUUCGAAGAGGGUAUCGUCCGAUCCAUCCAAUCGGCCUGGUCCACCUUUGACGAAUGGCAAUCCCGAAUGUCGACCUCUGUCCAAGAGACUUGGCGACAGCUCGGAGUCAACAUGGCUCAGCUCUUGCCCGACCGUGAAUGGAUCUCGUUCGCUGCCCGAUCUGACCACCUGCUCGACCCCGAGACUCCUCUCCGAAACCCCGACAUGAUCGACUACCCUGGAAAGAACGACCCAUCUGUUGUUCCCAUUCACACUGGUCUCCUCGAGCGAAAGAAGCGAUUCACCAAGUCUUACAAGGAAGGAUUCUAUGUCCUCACUCCUGCUGGUUACCUCCACGAGUAUGCUUCGUCCGACGCUAGCACCGCUACUCACCCCAUCUGGUCGCUCUUCUUGCCUGCUUGCACUCUUGGACCUCCUUCGUCAGCCACCACUGCCAAGUCUCACAAGUUCCACAUCGAAGGCCGCAAGGAUGGCACUUCGGCUUACGGCAAAUCCCCCGGUGCCAAGAACUUCUUCAGCGGAAGCGACACUGCUUUCACUUUCCGCGCUCGUUCUCACGAGGAGAUGAUGGAACUCUGGAACGACCUCCGAAUGCUCGUCGCUCGAUACCUCGUUGCCUCGGAGCAGAUGGAGCGAGACGGACCUGUCGCCCAGGCUGUCCGAAGCGUCGGAUACGUCACUGACGAGGAGGAAGAGGGUGAGGAGGAAGAGGAGGAGGGCAGCUCGGUCGAGGCGGAGGAGGAGGAAGAGGGCGAACACGAGGAUGAGCACGAGCAUGAAGGUGAGGCCGCCCACCACGACGGUCACGAGGACGUCCCUGCCUACUCUUCCGGUGAUGCUGGCCCGAUCGAGGUCGGACCCAACGGAUACGCCAUCGACAAGAAGGAGGGAAAGCCUGAACUUGAACCCGAGGCCGCAGGAUCCGAUGCGGGUGCCGGUGGUUUGUCCCGACGAGAAGAAAAGGCGCCUGCGAGGGAAGAGCCUACAACUGCCGACGACUAGGCAGCCUUCUUGUUCUAGGUUCACCAUUCUUCCCCGCGGUCUUUGUUGAUAAUCAUGGACGGUCAAGUGUCGUACUACGCGUCUCUUCUGGUCUGGAUUGUUUAAUAUAUCUUCUUUUGUCUUCAUCAUCAUCGUCUGUCAUGUCGUCCCUCAGACUGUCCUUCCUACACGUAAGGAGCAGUGGAUUGACCAAGGCAUUCUUUCCUCCCUCUUCUCUUUCGUUACUGCUUUGCUCUUCUGCUUCUAUAUAUACAUAUACAAGAAUUGGCCUGAAUAAUCGUCGACUAGAUCUGCGGUAUGCGUUGUGAUGCAAAAAGUUUUGAAUCAAAAAGAA